AGGUCAGGAGUACUUCCGUGACGGUCGGAGUGGCGAUCGGGCGGCGGUAGCCGCGGUGAGGGGCGGUGUCUGGACUGCGGGGCUUCCUGCAGGUGAUGUUCUAGCCAUGUCAGAUAAAGAUGCUACAGAAACCUCAGCGGUAACCGAAGCAGCCCCAAUCCUUAAAGAUGGGAACUGUGAGUCAGCCGAGAAGCCAGAGAAUAAGUCUCAGCCUGUAGCAUCCACUCGGAAAAGACCAGAGACCAAUCCUUCCAGAGACCUUGAGGCUUCCCAGAUUCCUGCUCAGGUGCCACAGGAUGCAGCCAAAGAGACUGUGUCUAAAGAUGCACCCCAGACUGGAUGGGGCUACUGGGGCAGCUGGGGCAAGUCCCUGCUCUCCUCAGCCUCAGCUACGGUAGCCACAGUAGGACAAGGUAUUUCAAAUGUCAUCGAGAAGGCAGAGACUUCUCUUGGAAUUCCUAGCCCCACUGAAAUUUCAACUGAAGUCAAGCAAGCAGCAGGAGAAACAAAUGCCAGUGAGAAUGAAAGCUCACCAGUGGCUGGGCCUUUUGGGAUGCUCUCCACCAUCUCAACAGCAGUGCAGAGCACGGGCAAGAGCGUUAUCAGUGGGGGUUUGGAUGCCUUGGAAUUCAUUGGAAAGAAGACAAUGGAUGUCAUAGCAGAAGGGGACCCUGGAUUUAAAAGAACCAAGGGCCUGAUGACCCGAUCUACACUGUCACAGGUUUUACGAGAGGUGAAGGACAAAGAAGAGCAGUCGCCCUCCAAUGAGGUAACCAUGGAAACAGACAAGAAAACUCAUUAUGGGCUACUCUUUGAUGAGUUUCAAGGCCUUUCACAUCUAGAAGCUCUGGAGAUGCUUUCCCGAGAAAGUGAAAUUAAGGUGAAAUCUAUCCUUAGUUCUCUGAGUGGAGAAGAAUUACAGACCACAAGACUUGAGCUAGAACAGCUCAAAGAAGCGUUUUCCCUUGCAGAGUUCUGUGAGGACGAGGAGGAGGAGAGACAAGGGGAUGAAGAGUUUACCAAGGAGAUAACAGAACUGUUUGCUCAGCUUCAUGUGUCAUCCAGACCAGAGAAACUUGCCAGGGCAAGAAAUACAGCCUACGAAUGGAUCAGGACAUCUCUGGCUAGGCCAGUAACAGAGAAAGAAGAAGGGGAAAAACAGUUGGAGACAGAAAAUACUGAGGAAGUCAAAAGAAGUUCAAUAGAGGAUAUCCAUGCAUUUGCAAUCCGGAGCUUAGCAGAGUUGACUGCCUGCUCAAUCGAACUGUUCCACAAAACAGCAGCGUUGGUUCUGCAUGGCCAGAAGCAGGAGGUGACCGCCUUAGAGAGGAGUCAGAUGCUCUCCCAGUUGACAGUCAUGCUGUGUAAAGACCUGGGCUCUCUGUCUAAAGAGUUCACCACCUGCCUCACCACUGCUGGGGUCAGAGAAAAGGCAGAUGUUCUUAAUCCAUUAAUCACUGCAGUGUUUCUAGAGGCCUCAAACAGUGCCUCCUACAUUCAAGAUGCCUUCCAGCUUCUCCUGCCUGUGCUACAGAUCUCUCUCAUCGAGAGCAAGACGGAGUCACCCAGGGGGGAGCCGCCAGCCCAGAACCUUCUAACAGAACACUGAAGAACCAAGAAGAGUUUGCCUGAGAUCAUAGAGAGCAAGACGGAGUCACCCAGGGGGGAGCCGCCAGCCCAGAACCUUCUCACAGAGCGCUGAAGAACCAAGAAGAGUUUGCCUGAGAUCAUGAAGGCCGAGAAAUCCAACUUUGCUCAGGGAGCCCUGUAGCCAGAGCAAGACAUUACUGAGUGCGGGCUCACAGGGGCACAGGCUCGCAGGAGCACUGGCUUACAGGGGUGCUGGGGUGUCUGCUUGUCUAUGUGGCCUAGGCACUCAGGUCCUACACUGCUCUUCCCAGUCUUAGAAGUAAUAAAUUAUUUGAAGAGACAUAUUUCAGGGAAGUCAGUGGGACAUUCUGGCAAAAAUACUGGACUUUCUUAGAAAUAUCAGAAAACACUAACAUGUUUGCCGUGGAUGUAAUUUGUAGCCAGUAGGUUGUUAACAGGAGAGAACAAAACCUUAAUUUGGUAUCCUGGGGUUUACAACAUUCUUUUCACCAUGGACUUUCUUUUUACUGGAAUAAAGUCUGUGGCUUUUACAGAACUGAGACUACAUAAGCCCCAAGUGAGAUGGUCAGACAGCAUCUUCUGCCCUUUCAUCUUGUAGAUGUUUGGCAUGGACGAGAAACUUGUAGCUACAUGUAUGAACCACAACAAAGUGCCCUUUGGCUCCAAAUGAUUCCUUUCCCAGCGAGACCCCUGCUCAAUUCGGUUCAAGACCAUGCAGUUGCAUGUCUGCAGAUGCUCGAGUCUCUUCGGGCUGCAUUGUGCACACCCUACUUGAGGCUGUAUUCAUGUAGGAUGCAUUCUUCAGUUGCCCAGUCCAGAGGGGGAGGAGGCUCUCUUGGUGAUAAGGUUUUUGUUGAGUCCUGUGAAAAUGUUUACUUACAGCAGGAUUUAGCCUCAGACAAUACAUUUCCCCUUCAUUAUUCCUUUGUUUUAAUGUAUUUGUUAGUGCACACUGAAAAAGGUUCAACAGCUAUCCUAUACUCUUAAGCCUUCUUUGCAGUUUUCAACAAUUAAAAGCUAUUUUGAUAUCCAGGCUUUUUAAAAAUGUUUCAUAACUUGUGGUUUUUUUAGUGGCUCUGGUAACUUGAGAGCCCUGCCCUUCAUCUUUGGACACCUUUAUAAUAAAAUAUGAUUAUACCUA
Mesocricetus auratus (golden hamster) is the source of this 2752-nucleotide messenger RNA. RefSeq names its product family with sequence similarity 114 member A2 (gene Fam114a2). The record is from RefSeq and is a predicted model, not a curated record. The transcript is spliced from 14 exons. NCBI's taxonomy places the organism in Eukaryota, Metazoa, Chordata, Mammalia, Rodentia, Cricetidae. Bases 107 to 1609 code for a protein of 500 amino acids.